GAUGUAGUGGCAAUAUAAAGUCCGCGGCAUCUGAAACCAUCUUUUCAUUCCGUGGCGACGCGCAGGAUCGGUUGUACUAUUUCAUUAUAUGAUCUUGUCUGAGUAUGGAUUCUUUGCCGUUCAAUUUUAAUAAUAUGGAAGACUCUAAAGCGAUUUUUACAACUGCGAGUGAAACAAUAUCUACGACGACCACGGAAAGUUUUGCACCAUCGAACCGAGGAAUGGCGGGCAGUCAGGAGUUCUACCCCGGCAGCAACGGUCUGCUGAAUCUGCUAGCGCAGCAAGAACCCCGGCCCGGAGACACUGCACCAACAACUGCCGAUAUGAUGGCUGAAGACAUGAUGAACUUUCGAAUGAACGGCACCGAUCUGUUGUUCGAUGAUGAACACACUUCAAAUUAUUAUUUGGGUGCUGGUGCCAACCGGCCUGACCUGAUGUCUUCGAGCAACAUAUGGACCAACGGCAGCGGCGUGGCAUCGGGCAAGUCGGAGAUGAUGGACACCUUCGAGUUUCUUAUCAAAAGUCUGUCGUCAGCAAACAGCUACGUAUCUAUGCUAUCGCGCGAACAGCUCGCGUUACUGCGCUGCAUCCGCCCCAGCUUGCUGUACGAAUUCCUGCAGGAGGUGCUCAAGGCGCGCACGGAUAAGCGCACACGCCGCCCCUUGCCCAACGAAUGUGCGUUCUGCAAAAACAAUGGCGAGAACGAAGAGUGCUACUCCUCGCACGCUCUGAAGGACUGGCGUGGCCGCGUACUAUGCCCGGUGCUGAGGGCCUUUAGAUGCCCUCGAUGCGGGGCUACAGGCGACCGAGCUCAUACUAUCAAGUACUGCCCGGAGAAUGGCGAUAAAGAUCGCAACGGCCUAUCGUCCCGCCGCCGCGGGCCUCCAUCCUCGCUGCUGCUGGGCCAGACCGGGCUCCCCGCGAGCGGGCCUUCGUCCUGCCCGCCGACCCCCGCGCCGCCCGCCCCCUCGCCGUCCCCUUCCUCGGCCUUCUCACCGUCGCUGUGGUCUUCCUACGGCUUGUAAAACUUUA
Molecule: messenger RNA, 1032 nt
Organism: Leguminivora glycinivorella
Lineage: Eukaryota; Metazoa; Arthropoda; Insecta; Lepidoptera; Tortricidae
Exons: 7
Coding region: 105-1025 (306 amino acids)
Biological process (GO): oogenesis; negative regulation of translation
Cellular component (GO): perinuclear region of cytoplasm
Molecular function (GO): mRNA binding; zinc ion binding
Source: RefSeq, a predicted model, not a curated record